AUGGCAAUUAAUAAUGUUGAUGCUAUUCGCCCUUCAAAUUUUGUUAUUGGUACAGAGGCGCGAGCUUUUCCUGACUUUUAUUUAUAUACAUCAGAGUCGUACAAGAAAAUUUUUAAUUUUGCUUCACAAUUUACUGAAGCAUUUUCGAAAGAAUCAACACCAAUAAAUGGCUGGCUAUCAAACGUUAUUGAUAAAUUUCAUGCACAAUUAAAUAGGCCAAAUCUUUAUGCACGAUUACCUAAUUAUAGUGGAAUAAGACAAAUAUCAGAAGUUGAAAUAAGUGUAAAAGGAUCAACGAAAAGAUUUCAAAUUGAUUUACAAAAAUCGAUGCAAAAUCUUCAGAGAUUAUCAUCAUUGGUGAAAUAUCAAGCAAUUGCUUUACAAGAUAGUCGUACUUUAUGGCAUCGUGCUAUUAUAUUAGAUGCUGAAGCUAAUUUAUCAAACGUCUGUGUUUAUUUUGUUGAUAUUGGUCAUAAAGAACGCAUUUUAAUAAAUAAUAUUUAUGAAUUACCUAUAGAAUUUGAAAGUAAACCAGCAUUUUCUAUUCCAUGUUGUUUAUAUAAUGUAUGUCCAAUUGAUGGUAAUGAACGAUCAAUAUGGAAAUUAGAUGAUAAAGUCUAUGAUGAAUUUAUUAGACUUAUGGUUAAUACUGUUAAUUGUACAGUAUGCUCAAAAUAA
Rotaria sordida is the source of this 678-nucleotide messenger RNA. Lineage: Eukaryota; Metazoa; Rotifera; Eurotatoria; Philodinida; Philodinidae. The record is from the annotation of a GenBank genome assembly.